AAUUUGUCAAAAAUAGUUUUCUUGUCUUGUCUUAGUCCCAAUUUUUGUUUUGUUUUCAGAAAUGUGCAGUUGAACAAAACACAACAAUGGAUUUUUCCAACAUCCGGCAUUACACAAGCUUCGAAGACAAUGAGGCUAACCUGCGCACCAUGAAAACAAUCCAAAGCUUAGAUCAAAUGUACAAAACGUAUAUACCUCCAACAAUGCCGAAAAGUGUGAAAACUUCACCCCCUUCAAUUUUGAAAAACCAAAACACAAGUCAAAAUUCUAAUCCCAGCCUUGCGCAGGUGGUCUCCUCGACUACAUUGCAGAACAAUUUGAGGGAUCAGCCACAUGAUGAACUACUCAACAAGCCUGAAAAUGCAAAUAACCGCAUUGCUUCCGGGCAAAUUAUCAAGCGAGGUGGAAACACGUCAUCGUUUGAUAGCUCGGAAAAUACAAAUGGAGCCCCUCUACGUUGUUUACGUAGGACGAACAAUGUAACCUUCGCCGAGACAGAAAUAUACCAUGGAUAUGGAUCAUUUACCUCUCAGAACCGCAGCUAUUCCAACCCAUCUUAUUGCGUCUAUCCAACCUGCUGCGACUGUUGUGAUUUUUCUGACGAGUAUGAACAUGAACAGAAGUGUGAACAGCCAUUUGAAAAGCCAUAUAAACAACCGUAUGAACAGACUUAUGAACAGCCCUAUGAACAGUCAUAUGAACAUCCUGAUGGACAUCUUUAUGAACAAUCAUAUGACCAGUCGUGUGAAAAGUCAUAUGGACAGCCGUAUGAACAGCAGAAUCCAUCUGAUCAUGGUAUUGGCUGUUGCUGCUUUGAGCAGACUUCAGAUACUUCCGGUACUUUCGCUACUUCCGCUACACUCGCUACUUCCGCUUCGGAAGCUCAAGAAGACAGUGGCUCGGUUUCACCAGAACUUCCUUUAUAUUGCUGCUGCGCGCAAAAAAACUUGGUCAACGAUGUCGGCUUAGAGGCCACUUCCCAGGAGGAGAUGAAAAACAUACGCUCUAAUGAAUCCCUGUGUGGCGGCGCAGAAAGUCCAAAAGUCUGCCAGUGUUUUACACCAAUAGCAACUAAUUGUUGUGACUAUAGCUCUGCGCCUUGUGCUUGCAGCCAAGAUUCCACUUCUGAACUGUCAGGAACUAGCAACGAAGAAACGAGCACCGAAAGCAGAUUCCAUUCCGAUCCUACCCAGUACUCUUUUUCUAGCUCUUCACAUCGUGCCACCACCAGCAACUGCUCAUCGAGGCCGAGUUGUGAUUCAAAAACCCGCAAGGUUCGCAAAGCAAGUGAUAGCUUUUCCAAAAACUCUUCUCGGGGAUCACUUAAAACUACGGGGUUCAAAUUUCCCGAUUGUUGCUGCCUGGAAAAAAAUGAUUCUGAUCGGGGUUUCAUAAUGCCAAAACCAGAAGACUGCAAAGUUUGUACAAAAACUGGUAAUGAUUGCUGUGGUUGUGAUGCUUGCAGCUACCGGAAAAUACAGUCUUUCCCAAAGAGGGCUACCUGGGACAGCUCCUAUGGAUACAAAACUAAUCAAUGCGAUAUUAGAAGUCCAGAACUCCCCAUAGUUUUACCAGGACCUUCAAUUAAUUGCGGUGGAUCUGGUGCUUGCAGCUACCCGAAAAUAUCGACUUGCCCAGAGGGUGUUACCUGGGAGAGCUAUGGAUACAACGGCAAUCCAUGCAAUAGCCUGAUGAUGCCACAACCAGAAGUCUCCAACGUUUUUCCAGGACCUUCAAUUAAUUGCGGUGCUUGCAGCUACCAGAAAAUGCCACCUAGUCAAUCCAGGGUUACCUGGAACGACGCCAAACAACACAAUGAUGCCAUGUAUAGUUGCUUCUUGGAUGGUCCAAUCCAGACCCAAACCGUUUACAACAGGGACUACAAGGCACACACAGGCGUGGGCAACCAGCAUCACCAACUUUACGGUGGCUGCUGUUGGAAGGAUUUGCCGCUGGGCGGCGGGUUCGGGCAGUGUACCUUUUCCCAAUGUUCUUCUGAUAGCAAUCCGAUUCAGGUUGAUGCCAACCCAUAUCGCCCUCCGUCUUGCACUCUGGGUAAAAGUUGCAGUCCUAUUCCCGAUAAGGAUUCCAAUUGCUGCCCGUUGAAACUUACUGGUGGAGGUGCCACCCCAGGAGUCUGCCAAAUCGAUGGAUGUUGCCCAAUGAAUGCACCAUGCUACAGUCCUAUGGGAUGGGCACAGGCACCGUGCGGUCUUUAGGGACAGGCACUGAAGGGUUGUGGUUUCAGUGGCCAAAAACAAACAAAUUUCAAAGAGUUAUACUGGAUAAGAAAAAUAAGUUAAGUUAUUUUAAUUUCACCCAUAGCCCGUAGGAACUAUUAGCGGCUAACAAUUAAUACGUUCUUUCAAAAUCAUUCGACAAUUUAUCAAAUUUAAUAAAAUUCAAAUCCAGUAGGAAAAAAGGGAAA
Messenger RNA from Drosophila kikkawai, 2428 nucleotides. RefSeq lists its product as uncharacterized. The record is from RefSeq and is a predicted model, not a curated record. NCBI's taxonomy places the organism in Eukaryota, Metazoa, Arthropoda, Insecta, Diptera, Drosophilidae.